AUGGAGGCAAUUGCCGGUCCUGCAGAAGAGAGCGAGUGGACCCUGGAGGAUAUCAAUAUGAGCCAUGGCGAUAGGCUUAGAUAUGUCGCCAUGCCUAACGACGAGUACGCCGCCUUCUUAGAAUGGCGAGAAUCUCAGAAAGAGCAGCAUUGCACUCUCAUAAACUAUGUGGAAUACAGAUCCAUGGUCUAUUCAACUAAGGCUAGGGGCUUGAUGGAAUGGAUGGAGGCUAUUCCGAAACACAGGAAACUCGGGAACUUUGACAUCAACGCAGUACCACUUUGGAGAUGCUGGUCCACCUCUAACGAUAGAAAGAUUACCGAAAUGGAGGUUCCAGCUGAGAAGGCGCAGCAGCAUCAGGUUGCAUGCUUUAGCUGCCGUGCAUCGAGGCAGAAGUGCGAUCGCCAGGAUCCUUGCAAACCAGAUAGUGUAGAAAAGCUCCUCGCUCGCAUCGAAGAAAGCGGUGCUCGCGAGGAAGUCCUCACAGCUCUUCUAGGUCAAACUCUUCCCAGUCCAAAUACAACAGUGUCUAUAAGAGGAACGCCGUGGACACAUGGACAGGGUACUGAUUCAGCGCCUGAACAUGACCAUGACACGAGUCAAUCGUCGCAUUCUGUCACUAAUCGACGUUCAGUCAGUUAUGACGAGGGUGAUGAUGCUGAUGGCUUGGUCUCACCCAUAACUAUGGUCACUGCUGCUAUUUCGAUGAGUUCCUCUGCGGCUUGCGACAGACUGAGAUCUCAGAUGCCGAUGCAGCCGGGUCUGCGUGAAGCUAUCAUGGCACCAAUAAAAGAAAGACUCGCUUUGUAUUUUGCUUCACAUAGAGCCCAGCAAAAAGAUUGGGAGGUUCUUGCAACCCAAGCAGUUGACUCUCCUUUCAAGUUGGAGAGAGGUACUUGCGAUCCUCUUGCUUCAAGGUUGAUCGAUGAUAACGACGCUUCACUAUACUUCCAACUAUGGUGUAUCGCCGCGUCGGUAAAAUCCCUCUCAACUAUCCAAGCCAUUAUCGCUUUCCAAUACUGGGCCCCUCUCGCCGCAAGGCAAGCAGAUGAUCCAUACUGGCUAACACUAAGCCACGCUGUUCAGUUAGCCAAAGAGAUUGGAAUUAACAGAUCAGACGUUGUGAAAGAAUAUGUCAACGCAGAAUUUCCGAAUGCUUCGCCAGAGCUGACCGAUAGGUAUGCCAGAAACUAUGAGAGAGCGUGGCUAUAUACCUUUAUCGUAGAUAAAGGCUUCGGGGCCCUGAAUGGCCGCUUGCAGUGUAUGAGCUGGAAGGCAGUACCCCGUACUGCAGUAGAUUGGUGGAAAUCACCUAUGGCAGAACCAACAGAUCGUAUCAUCAGUGGAGUGAUUGAGAUUAGGGGAUUAUUGCUACAGGCUAUGGAGAAGCGGAGACAUAUAGUAUCGACACCAGCUUCAAUCCUAGAGUGGCACAGAGAAGCUUACGACCGCCUAACCCGCGUCCGCGACGAACGCUGUCAACCCGAUGACCAGCCAUCUUCGAAAUAUCUCCCUAUUCUUGCUUUCUAUAUGGAUCACAGUAUUCUAGUCUUUAACGCUCAGGCUUUGCGAGACUUGACCGCCUCUGAGGAUAGUGCGACAGCAUCAGCACUUUUGAUCAUCCAGAGAAAGAACAUUGAAGUUGCUGGUCGGAUGUUUGACCAUUUGAUAACAGACAAAACAAUGAACGACGUCUCAGUUGGCUUUCAGAAUAACCAAUUCAUUAUGAUCUGUCACGCUAUGACUGAGAUACUUCGGGUUAGUCUCUUCAUUUCUUGA
Fusarium oxysporum Fo47 is the source of this 1779-nucleotide messenger RNA. Its product is annotated as fungal specific transcription factor domain-containing protein. The record is from RefSeq and is a predicted model, not a curated record. The transcript has 8 exons. Gene Ontology annotation, cellular component: nucleus. Gene Ontology annotation, biological process: regulation of DNA-templated transcription. Bases 1 to 1779 code for a protein of 592 amino acids. Gene Ontology annotation, molecular function: transcription cis-regulatory region binding; DNA-binding transcription factor activity, RNA polymerase II-specific. NCBI's taxonomy places the organism in Eukaryota, Fungi, Ascomycota, Sordariomycetes, Hypocreales, Nectriaceae.